GACGUGCAACAUCUUUGACAAAGAAUUAAAGUUUACAAAUAUUGUAGGGUGUGGUAUGAGUUGUUGAAGUGAGAGUAAGGUAUCAAUAUGUGGAUUUUGGAAAGACUUCCCAUAGGUCUUGGCGUCAUAUUGUUAUUUAUCGUUUACGGUGAAAGUCUUGAAUGUUAUGUGUGCACAUCACAGGAGACAAAUGGAGAGAAGUGCCUCAACACCAUAAAGACUUGUGAACAAGGAGAGGAUGUGUGUCUGACAGAGAUAAAGUGGGGAAGUACUCCUUACUGGUCUCAGGGAGCACAGAAGCAGUAUUAUGUUUCAAAGAGAUGCUCAACAAAGUCAGCAUGUGAAAAGAUUAGAAGCAAGAAUAUGCCAUAUUGCACUCACAUCUGGUAUCAGGAUUGGAGGUGUGCUGAAUGUUGCCAGGGUGACCGUUGCAAUUUCUAUGUGUUUCUGAGUGGAAGCACAGCUCGUUCAAGUUUGUUUGUGGUGCUUGCUUCAGUUUCUGUCAUUUUGGCUGUUGGCAGAUUUCUUCAGUAGAAAUGAUUUGGAAAUGAAAUUUCCUUCAUUAUACCGUCCAGCAGUAAUUCGCCUCUCAUUUUUAGCUCCGGAGUUGUGCUAAUUUUAAAGUAGUAUUCGAGGUUCAGCAAACAUUGUGUCUAAGAAAACCUUUGAAUGCAUAUUUUACAUUUUAGGAAACAUUUUUGGAGGAGUAAUAUUCUAUUUUGAUUAUAAAUGAAAUGUUAUUGUUGCCUUUGACAUGUAAUCUGUCGAAGAUUAUAGUUAUUUGGUACUGUAAGAGAAAUAUUUUUACCAAUGACAGAGUUUUCAUUGUUAAUAACUUUACAGAUCUGCUAAGUAAAUAACUGUAUUUUUACUAAUAUGGAAGUUUUUCGAAAGAAUGUGGAACAGUAAAAUGUAUUGCUUGAAACUGGAAGAAGGAGGGAGGGCGGGGGCGGGGGGUAGGAAAGAAUGAAAGAAAGAAAGAGAUUGUCACAUGUGAGGAAAAAUUGUGAAGUAGAUUGUGAAUUUGUCUGUUGCUGUUUGAAUUUUGCUUGUUGUAAUUUAUAGGCACAAAAUAUCAUUUUGUACAAUUCCUUUUACAUAAGAUAAAAUGCAGUAUUAUAUUUAUGAAGAUAAAAAACUGUAAUUUUAGACACAAUUACGUUCAACAGUGACACACAACUUAAAAGAAAACACAGGUAAACAAACUCACCUUUGUUUAUCUGCACUUGUUAGAUAUUAAUGGAGUCACCCAAUACAGUAUGUAUAACCUGACCAAACACAGUGUACCAAUAAUGAGGGUAGUACUGUAUUGUGGGAUGAAGGAAACAGCUGAAGCUGAUUAUGUUCUCAGGGAAAGUGGAAAACAAAUCUGUAAAUGUAGCUUUUAUAAGUGAUAAAAAGCUCACUGUUGGGGAAAGAAUUUGAAAAAGUAGGGGGUAGAUACUCUCAGGGUACCAGAUCUCAGAUAUGUUCAUAAUAGCAAAAUUUCAGUCCAGUUCGUAGUUUGCCCAGGUUAUACUUUUAUUAUGGUAUAUGACUAGUGUCAUCUGCAAAUGGUUACAGUUUAAACUUGCUAGUGUUUUGAUUGAGUAUUUAAUUUCUUCUACUCUGAUAUUGUGUAGAUUAAUUAAAUAAUCUACUUAAAAGUGCUGAAAAAGACUAUGACUCACUGUGGUUCAUUCCUGGACACUCAUGUUAUUAAUUGUAUAACGUGCACAUUUUGUAUAAAAUUUCACUGAAGAAGGUUAUAAUAUUAAAAGCAGCAUACUUGCCUUUGGUAGUAGCUGUUGUAUGAUAAAUAGUAAAACUACAGAGUGAGUGCUGGAUUUCAAAAUUCACUUUCUUGGGAACCACAAUGAAAAGAGGAGGUGGAAAAACUUUUUGAAGAAUGAAUAAGAUCAAAUUAUGUUGAACAAAAUACUCUAUAGGGGAAUUCUGGAGAUGGACAACAGUUGUAAUUUAAUCACAGUCUAAGGUAGCUUUUCAGUUUGCAUUUCAGAUCCAUGUUAUAACUGCUUUAUCUUGAACAUUAUUUGUAUUUCUGAUAUUGUUCUCGACUCUUCUUUUGGUGACAACCUUCAGUGAAGCUAAUACCUUGAUUUACAUUUAUUCCAGGGCUGGUUCAUAUUGAUUGAGUGAUCUAAUGAGAAUAACAUUUGCAUUUCGAUUGCUGUACUCUUUUUUAAUGACCCAUAUGUUAGGUGUCUUAUUUACUACUACUACCACCACCACUACUACUACAACAACCACGACUACCACACCGAGCGAGAUGGUGCAUUGGUUAGCACACUGGACUUGCAUUCAGGAGGACAGCAGUUCAAUGCCGCAUGUGGUCAUCCUGAUUUAGGUUUUCUGUGAUUUCCUUAAAUUGCUUCAGGCAAAUGCUGGGAUGGUUUCUUUGAAAGGGCAUGGCCGGCUUCCAUCCCCAUCCUUCCCUAAUCUGAUGAGACCGAUGACCUCACUGUUUGGUCUGCUCCCUCAAAUCAAUCCAACCACACUGUUACCACCACCACCACCACCACCACCACCACCACCACCACCACCACUUCUAUGUCUGCUUCUAUUUAAACUACUAAAGUGUCAUAUUGCAAACUCUAUGUACACUGAAUCUUCAGGUUUUCGCGGCGCAAAGACUGCUCCAUUAAGUUUCAGGAAUGCAGCCGCAUGAAUUCUGCUUCUUCUUCUAAUAUUUCGGCUGUAUACCUUUCAGCCAUCUUCAGA
Schistocerca cancellata (South American locust) is the source of this 2721-nucleotide messenger RNA. RefSeq lists its product as uncharacterized. Lineage: Eukaryota; Metazoa; Arthropoda; Insecta; Orthoptera; Acrididae. The transcript has 4 exons. Bases 88 to 534 code for a protein of 148 amino acids. The record is from RefSeq and is a predicted model, not a curated record.